GGUGCUAAUGCUGUAGCAGAUAGGAGUCGAACCUGUUUCCUUACAGUUUAUGGUCAACAAGGUUGGAGUUUUUUAAAAAAAAGACAAUAGUUGGAGACUCAGUUUGUGUGCAGACAAUGAUCUUGUUCACCAAAUGUUUGGAUAGAAAAAAAUAGACCAAGAGCACAGAAUGGAACAAACUAUUGAUGGGCGGACAGCAGCACAUCCUGGAACUUCCAAGGCGACAUAUCCUGUGAAUGGAAACAAAACCUGUUCCAGUUGAACAACAAUGGGAUAUAAAGAUUAUAUUUCUUAAGCGUGCCACUGACAUUGAAAAUAAAUUAUAAAAAUGAGACACUUAGAGCCCUCUCAAAUGUCUGUGAAUGCUGAGAAGCAGAGAGCCAGUGGAUUACCUGAGGCACUGUGCUGAAAGCACCAGCCUGCACAGCAAUUUGAUUAUUGUGGAAUGUCUGAAAGCACCAAGUCGGCUGCUAGUGAGGCUCCAGGUCUGACUGUAGAUUUCAAUACAGAUGCAGCUGAAAUGCCCUCGCAGGAUACUGAGUCUGACCCAGAGGAAUCCGAAAUGGCAGAAGGUUCGGCCAGAAAUUCUGCAGCUGAAAUUCCAGUGACCAGUAAUGGAGAAGUCAACGAUUCACAGGGAGAUCGUUUUAAUCAGGACUUGAAGCACAUGAUGACUGGCAGUUCAGGCCUAAAAGAAACCAGAAUCGUUUCUAACAGUUGUGACGGCCCUAUGGAGGGAAUAAUUGAAGCAGAGCCGUAUAGAGGUUCUUCUUCCCCACCCACGAGUCCAGUUGUAUUCCCAAGCAGUAAAGCUGCUAGCAGAUUGGCUGAACAAGGACAGGAUGUUUUCGUUCCUGCAGCAGGUAACCUGAAGAGUACUCAGAGUGGACCAGUUGUUAUUGCUGAUGAUCUUUCUAAGAAUGUUGCUCUUGAAAAAUUUGAACAGAUGAAAAAAUGGAGCAUAAGCACUUACAAGUGCACGCGCCAGAUUCUUUCUGAGAAGUUGGGACGUGGCUCAAAGACUGUGGAUCUAGAGCUCGAAGCACAAAUAGAAUUAUUGAGAGAUACCAAGAAAAGAUAUGAAAAUCUCCUGCGACUGGCUCGGAUUCUGUCAACACAAUUCUACCAAGUAGUACAGACGCAGCGACAAAUUGGAGAUGCUUUUGGAGAGCUCAGUGUGAAGUCCCUAGAACUCCAUGAAGAGUUUGCAUACAAUGCUGAAACUCAGAAAUUGCUGUCUAAAAAUGGAGAGACACUUCUUGGAGCAAUUAAUUUUUUCAUUGCUAAUGUGAAUACAUUGGUAAACAAAACUAUUGAAGAUACAUUGAUAUCGGUCAAACAAUAUGAAAAUGCCAGGAUAGAGUAUGAUGCUUAUCGUACCGAUCUAGAGGAGCUAAACCUUGGUCCUCGGGAUGCCAAUACACUUCCAAAAAUUGAACAUUCACAGCAGCAAUUCCAGAGCCACAAAGUGCAGUUUGACAAGCUACGCAGCAGCGUAUCUGUCAAGCUGAAAUUUCUGGAAGAAAACAAGAUUAAAGUGAUGCACAAUCAGCUCCUCCUCUUCCACAAUGCCGUGUCUGCCUACUUUGCUGGGAACCAACAGCAGCUGGAACAAGUCCUCAAACAAUUCCACAUUAAGUUGAAGGCACCUGGCUCCGAUGGUCCCUCUUGGCUAGAGGAACAAUAACUCCCAAAACCUAAAGAAAUCAUUGAGAAAGUUCUGAGAUGUGGUUUGAUUUUUGUUUGGAGGGGGGUAAGGGAUCAGUAAAUAUGAUUGCGGUCCAUGAUGUAGCUAUUUCGCUCUUUUGCUAGACAUUAAUCUGAAAAUCUAGAUUGAAUAGGGUCAUUUUAUGUAAUGGAAUCAAUCCUCUUUAUAAGACCAGGACCUAAGUGAAAAACGAUUCAUUUUUGUACAAAGGUGAUGGGGGGAUAGUUUGGAUACAUCGAAGUUCAGUUUUGCACUGAGCAGUUACUGUUACUCGGUUGGGUACCUUUUUGUCACUACAAUGUAAUAAUUUGUUUGAAAACAUGAUUGAUGAUUUUUGUAUAAAACUUGUUUUACAAAUGGGGCACCUGCGUUCACAAAGUAAGUGGACCUUUAAGCAAAUGUGAUGGCUUUGCAAAGCAAUACAAUAGCACCCAAAUGAAGCGUGUUUGCUGAUCUAAGUGGCUGCUAUUAAUUUGAAUUAUCACUCCAAAUUGCAGCAAAUACUGUACUUUAUUUCUAGGAAGACUGUUGAUCAAUUUGUCGAUUGUGUCAAAUAAGAUUCUGGGGUGGAGGAAAAUGCAAGAUUAUUACAAAGGGAUUUAGCAAUGAUGUGUUAAGAUUUGCAAACAUUAUGGAAACAGAAUAAUAUUGUCCCAGUAUAUUAACUCGCAAGAAUGGCUUGCUUUUCUUUUGAUAUCAUUGCUAUUUUCUCAUAGGUGACAUUAAAUAAUAAAGCCACGUGACAGCCUUAUCUCUACAGACUGUGCCUUUAAUAAUCUGUUCUCCCACUUCAUGUCAGCUAUUUCUGAAGUUACUGAAAGUUUUACUGUCAGCUAUAUCUCCCACUACUUCUUCAAGAUGGGGGAAAAAAGGACGCAAGUUUGCGUUAAUAUUUCUUUCAUACAUUUCUGUUAUGGGAUUUUGUUAAUUGUAUACGGCUUUAGUGUUUUAAUUUGGUCAUGCUCACUUUUCUUGCUGAUAAUGUAUUGUCAUGCAGUGAUUUUCUUUCCAUAAAAUGUAAACGUGCUUUGAAAUCAAUGCUCCUAUACAUGUAUGUGAUGUUUGGAUUGCUGUUCUGUUUAAGCUUUGUGGCAAUUCCUUCUGCAUCCUGUAUAUCAAACUAUAUUUAAAAUUAAAUUAACCUUGUAUUUUAAUGUAAAA
Molecule: messenger RNA, 2869 nt
Organism: Callorhinchus milii (elephant shark)
Lineage: Eukaryota; Metazoa; Chordata; Chondrichthyes; Chimaeriformes; Callorhinchidae
Gene: arfip1
Product: ADP-ribosylation factor interacting protein 1 (arfaptin 1)
Exons: 10
Coding region: 446-1687 (413 amino acids)
Biological process (GO): intracellular protein transport; regulation of Arp2/3 complex-mediated actin nucleation
Cellular component (GO): trans-Golgi network membrane
Molecular function (GO): protein domain specific binding; phospholipid binding
Source: RefSeq, a predicted model, not a curated record